GUGUGGGAUACUGGGGGGCCUGGGAUGCAUUACUGGGGGAGACAGGAGAGGAUGGGUCCUGCUGGCAGAGCCAACCUCUGCAACCCACCCCAGCAGGACCCUGUUUCUCAUGGGUUUUUAUUGCUUUUGGGAGUAAACUGCAUUUACCACUACCGUGGGGGAACUACUUUGCCGGGGUGCAAAGGGUCUGCAUCCCUCUGGGCACCUGCCACAUGCCACAAAUGCCACAAGCGUGGCAUACUCUGCAUCACUGCUGGCACCCAGCACCCUGUGGAGCUGCUGCCCCUUCCCGGGGGUCCCGCAAGCCCCUGGGAGCAGGACACCAGUGAGUCAGUCACGAACCGCCUGGGUUAGGACAUCCCUGCUCGAUGCCGACAUCUGAGAUUUUUGGGUCUCUUCUCCUUUCUCUGCGCUGGACCUGCCGAUCUGAGCGCAUCAGCAAAUUUCCUCCUGAUUCAGCUGUGGGGGAUGUUGCAACAUGACAUUGUGCAAAGGCGGCAUUGCCCUGGGCUCCGAUUCCUCUUUUUUGGCUUCUGUGGGAGCUUGGCCAUGUGUGACAGGUUCGUGUCCCCACCUGCACGGGCCAUGGCAGUGGCCGCAACCUUCCCAGAGGCUCCUCACCGGGCAUCGCCCGCUGUCCUCUUGGUCACGGUUGGGUGGCAAUUCUGCUGCUGCCAGCUCUGAGAAAACUGGGAUUUUUCCCUUGUGCAUGGCUGAAACCAGAAAACACAUGGAUGUUGGUGACAGUGAGUGGUGGGGGCUCUGCCCUGGCCUUGCUGCUGGCUCCCCCUGAACGUGAUGCUCCCGGUGUGAGGUGCAGGAUUUUGCUCUAGGCACUGCAUGUAUGUGUAUUUCUAGUGUUAUAUCUCCCUCUGCAUGGGCUUCCCUAGCUCAGGGUGGAUGUUUGUGGCUGUGCAGGUUUGUGGCUGUCCAGGUUCAGCCCAUGCUGGGUUGCUCCAUGCACCUUGGAGAUGCCCCAUCCCAAAUCUCCAGGGUCCUUUAGCUGCACUUGCCCCUCACUGGGAUCAACAAGACUGUGGCUUUUUUGCACAGGGGAGGGAUGCCUGAGGGGUCCCGUGGCAUUCUUCAUGGAUUUCUUCCCAGAAAAGGCUGUCGGGCAUUGGAACAGGCUGCCCAGGGCAGUGGUGGAGUCACCAUCCCUGGAGGGGUUGAACAGACUCAGAGAUGAGGUUCAUGGGGGUGCUUUGGUAACUGUUGGGUUAAUGGUUGGACUUGAUGAUCUUAAGGGUCUUUUCCAAUCAAAAUGAUUCUCUGAUUCCUGAGCCACCCAUGGGUGGUGAUGGUUGGGACCCAGCACCAAGGGCACAGGCUGCCACGUCCUCUCUAUAUGUCCAGCUGAACAGUGCAAAAUAAAGCCCUUUUACCCAAAGUCCCAUGUCCCCACAUCCUGCUGCCGAGCAUCGCUUCCCCCUUCCCAGGCGCUGCCCAUCUCCACGUCGAGCCCAACAGCUGUUUUAUGCUGCCGGCUGUGGGGUUCUUUUAAGUUUUCAUCCUCCCAUCAGCAAUACAUGCGUGUCCUUCUUGGGAUGAGAGAGCUCAGCAAUAAAGUGUGCCGAAGCAACAUAACCCCAGGAUUAUUUGCAUGCAAGCCCUAACGAGGUUAUAGAAGAAGCAGAGAUGUGUAAUUCAGCUUGAAACCCACCCAGGAUUUAGCAAGCUCAGCCAUAAGCAGAACACAGGGAGCAACCGGGGGUGCUGAAGGCUGCCAGGGGUCCCGGUGGAGCAAGGAGGCACAGGCUGCUCUGUGGGGAUGUGUCCAAGCACCGUGGAUACAGCUCCAUCCAUAGACCUGCGUGGCAGGAGCUGCCUUUGUGCUGUGGGACGCUGAAACUCUGUCUCUCCCCACAUCCCGCCAGGAUCCGGCCGUGGUCCCUGGGGACGGAAGAGAAACAUCACCAGCCAGAGAGCUGGGACUGACCAGGCUGUGACUUGGUUACAGAUAAUGGCGCUUUCCAAUUUGUCCAAUUACUUGGAUGAUGUCGAUAACUACAGCGACUACCCAGAUUACACCUAUGAGGAGGCUGGCAGCGUGGGGACAGACCCAUCCCAUGACCCAAAGGACAUUGCGAGGAUCCUCUCUGUUGUUAUCUACAGCGUGUCCUGCUUGUUGGGCAUCCUUGGCAAUGGCCUUGUGAUCGCAAUCAUAACUCUGAAGAUGAAGAAAUCAGUCAACGCCAUCUGGUUCCUUAACCUGGCUGUUGCCGACUUCCUCUUCAACAUCUUCCUGCCCAUCAACAUCGCUUACACGGCCAUGCGGUACAACUGGAUCUUUGGGACCGUCAUGUGCAAGCUGAAUUCUUUUCUCCUCAUCCUCAACAUGUAUACCAGUGUGCUCCUGCUCACCACCAUCAGCUUCGAUCGCUAUGUGUCAGUGGUUUUUCCCGUUUGGUCUCAAAACCAUCGGUCGACCAAUUUAGCAUAUUUAGUUUGCUUGAUCAUCUGGACCAUUGGCAUCAUUAUGAGCUGCCCGUCUCUUGUCUUCCGAGACACAGCACAAACCCGAAACUCCAUCAUUUGUUUUAGCAACUUUUCCCUCUCCAGGAAUAAGUCUUACCAAGCCCUGGCACUAAUGAGGCACCGAACGGUGAACAUCACCAGGUUCCUCGCUGGGUACAUCCUUCCCAUAACCAUCAUCACUUUCUGCUACAUCGCCAUUGCCUUCAACUUGCGUCGAAACCGCCUUGCCAAGUCCAAAAAGCCCUUCAAGAUCAUCAUCACCAUCAUAGUCACCUUCUUCCUUUGCUGGAGUCCCUACCACCUGCUGAACCUCCUGGAAACAGAGCCUGACAUGAUCCCACGCUCCGUGUUUGAGAUUAGCAUCCCCAUAACCACGGCACUCGCUGCCUCUAACAGCUGCAUGAACCCCGUCCUCUAUGUCUUCAUGGGCCAGGACUUUAAGAAGUUCAAGGUCACCAUCCUUUCCAGGCUGGUGAAUGCCCUCAGUGAGGAGACGGCUCACUCCAGCAUCGUUCACAGGAGCUUCUCCAAGAUGUCUUCAAUGACUGAGAAGGAGACAACGGUUCUCUGAACUCAACCUGGAUGCCUGCAGGAGGGCCACAGUCCUCCAGUGUUGCCAUGCCCACCACUAUGAUGGUGGCCACCAUUGCAGUGGCCUCAGUGUGGGAUGAGCAUGAUCCAACGCUGUCCUAUAGCGUAUUCUUUGACUGGUCUUGCUGCCUGGGGAUUGGCAGGUGUUGGAGACCACUGCUCUGUGCACGCAGGGGAGAUGCAACCUCACUUAAUCCGUUUUUGUGGUUGCUAAGAUGAUUGCACUGAACUAUUUAAGAAAACAUUUCAGGGCAUUCCUGUCUAAUCUAUGCAUUUUCUGGCCUGGCAAGGGUGUUACUGCCCUUUCCAGAGACAUCCUUACGGGAGACUUGGUGGAAGAUGUGUCUGGGAAGGAUCCUGAGAUGGGUGGCUGUGGAUAAUACCUGCUACGGCGAAACUGGUGACACUCUUUCUAUGUCCUAUGUAUGUGUAUAGCUACUCAUGUUAAAGUCCUGAAGUAUAUUGGUACUGGCACAA
Molecule: messenger RNA, 3546 nt
Organism: Columba livia (rock pigeon)
Lineage: Eukaryota; Metazoa; Chordata; Aves; Columbiformes; Columbidae
Gene: CMKLR1
Product: chemerin chemokine-like receptor 1
Exons: 4
Coding region: 1964-3049 (361 amino acids)
Biological process (GO): inflammatory response; phospholipase C-activating G protein-coupled receptor signaling pathway; positive regulation of cytosolic calcium ion concentration
Cellular component (GO): plasma membrane
Molecular function (GO): complement receptor activity; G protein-coupled receptor activity
Source: RefSeq, a predicted model, not a curated record